This is a messenger RNA of Lycium barbarum (goji berry), 453 nucleotides long. RefSeq lists its product as uncharacterized. The transcript has a single exon. The coding region runs from base 1 to 453 and encodes 150 amino acids. The record is from RefSeq and is a predicted model, not a curated record. NCBI's taxonomy places the organism in Eukaryota, Viridiplantae, Streptophyta, Magnoliopsida, Solanales, Solanaceae.
AUGGAGGCACUUUUUGCUCAAUUCUCCAUUCUGUCAGACCAGGCUCUUUGUGACAAGAACUUCGAUCCUUACACCAUAGAAGAUGAUCUAAUGAAGCUCUUUGAAGUUGAGGCUUACAAGCCUUGGGCAGCCAUGGAUCUGGAUCAAGAAAAUCAAGUUGAAGAAGCUGAGAAUUACAUGAAAGAAGCAGAAGAACACCUUAACACUGCAAUGGAAGAAUUUCGCCGUUUUGAAGAGGAAAUGAACCAAAUGGCUAAAGCUGGAUAUGAUAGCCUUGUGGGUGUUGCUGAAAGAGCUAGAAAUAUGGGAAAGACUAUGGAGAAAGUGGCUACAUUUGCUGCCAAGAAGUAUAUUGAAGGUGCUGUUAACUCUGCUGGUGCUUCAACGAAAUAUGCUAUUAAAGCCAUUUCUUCUCACUCUAACAAGGUUCAUCCUUCUGAUCCCUAUGCUUGA